Messenger RNA from Phalaenopsis equestris, 3485 nucleotides. Its product is annotated as pentatricopeptide repeat-containing protein At5g01110-like. Gene Ontology annotation, molecular function: protein binding. The record is from RefSeq and is a predicted model, not a curated record. The transcript has 4 exons. Bases 381 to 2597 code for a protein of 738 amino acids. Lineage: Eukaryota; Viridiplantae; Streptophyta; Magnoliopsida; Asparagales; Orchidaceae.
CUCCCCGCUUCUACUGGCCGCCCCACCUUCCACCAUUCUUCUUUGCAGUAAUCUCGGUGUCCAUUUCCCAUUAUUCUAUCUCGUCUGCCUUCUAACCCUAAACCCCUUAUCCUUACUCCUUGGAUUCAAGGGUUGGAAUACUGUGCUUGUAAGAAAAGUUACAGUUUUAUUCUUCUUUUAGGUCUAAAAAUGUCGUGCUUCUCUAGUCUUACGCUGGUACCACGUUUCUAUCUUAAAUAAACCAUCCACAUCUGUAUCUUAUUUCUUCUUCUUCUUCUUCUUCUUCUUUAUACUUCACUUCCUCUAGUUAUAAUUUGGAUUUUACCUGAUGGGUGUUCGAUUCUUUCUAACUUUCUUAAUUUCAAACAAGGCUUUACUUGAUGAGAAGAGUGGGUUUAGGUUUAUUGCAUGCCACAGUUUUGAGAAAAAAACGAUCUUUGAUCCAUUAUUCUACUGCUUCCUCAUUGUUAUGUUGGGAUCGCCACCUCGUUUUUUCAAAUUCAACCAGUCAAUUGAGUUCCAGCAAUGGAGUUGAGGAAAAGGAUUGCAGCUUUUAUUUCAGUAGGGAGCCAACUUUUCUUCCCUAUGUGACCAUUGUUGUGCACACCUUAGAUUGGAGUUUGGUGAAGGAAAUAAAGUUUACUGAGAUCGUGAAUCGGUAUGGUUUAUCUCAUUCGUUAGAAUCAUUUGCAAUUCUCAUUGGAAUAUUUUUCUUAUCAGGAAUGCAUGGCAAGGCUCGUUUCUUAAUUAGAAGCAUUGUGGAUUACUACAGUAAUUAUAAGUAUAGUAGCCGUUACCUUGAUUUGUUUGAUUUGCUGUCUUUAUUGGUCAGUUUUUCGAAUGGUUCUGUUAACUUGUUGGAAGCUUAUCGAUCUGUCAUCUUGGUUUUAGCUGAGAACCUCAUGUUUGAGGAUGCACUCAUGGCUUAUUUGGAAGUUAAGAAGAUUGGAUUGGAAAUUGAUGUCAAGUUAUGCAAUUUCUUGCUUAAAAGUUUGGUUGAUAAGAAUGAGAUGAAACAUGCAAGGAGUUUGUUUAAUGAAAUGAAGAAAUCAGGCCCGUCGCCUAAUAUCUAUACUUACACGAUUAUCAUAUAUUUGUGUAUGAAAAAUGACACUUUUGAGGUGCAGGAGGCUAAUAAUAUUUUAUUGGAGAUGGAGAGGAAUGGUGUGAGACCAAAUGAAGUUACCUAUGCUACAUAUAUUCGAGGCCUUUGUAUUGUCGGAGAUGUAGAAUUCGCUUGGGACUUUCUCCAGGACUUGAAGCGUAGACGAAUUUCAUGUAAUACUUACAGUUAUAACGCCAUUAUUUACGGCUUCUCUUCUAAUGGCAAUUUAGAGAAAUCUCUAAUGGUAUUUAAUGCAAUGAAGGAAUUUGGAAUUCAUCCUGAUCUUCAUAGUUAUAGCAUUUUGAUAGACGCAUUAUGCAAAAAGGGUUGCAUUGCAGAAGUCAACAACUUGUUUACAGAAAUGAUAAACAACAGAAUUAUGCCUACCAUUGUUAGCUAUAGUUCACUUUUAUAUGGUUUAUGUUCAUCUGGUAAAGUUAAAGAUGCGUGCUUAAUUUUUAAUCAGCUACGAGAACACGGACAUGCAUUCGACCUCAUCGCAUAUAGUAUCCUUACUGAUGGAUGCUCUCGAAAUGGAGAUAUAAAUGGUGCUCUGAUGCUAUGGGGGGACAUGAUGAAAAGGAAUCAGGCUCCUGAUGUUUAUUAUUACACCAUUCUUGUUCAUAGUUACUGUAGAAUUGGAUUCAUGGAAGAGGCACUCGUUCUUUUCAGAAGCAUGUGCUGUGAUGGUGUGAUGCCCACUAUUGUUACUUGCACUUUAAUCAUUGACGGGUUUCUCAGAGAAGGAUUCAUAGUAGAAGCAUUGAAGUUUUUGAAUGACAUGGAUGAGCUUGGAAUUGUUCCAAACUUGUAUACAUUUACCGUUAUUAUUAAUGCCUUUUGCAAAGCACAAUUGGACGGUGUGGCGUGGGGGUAUUUUGGAGCGGUGAUAAAGAGAGGCUUCGCUCCUGAUGUUGUUUUGUAUAGCACCCUUAUUGAUGGACUUGUUAGUAAAUCAAGCUUGGAACAAGCUUUGAAGCUCUUCGGUAAAGUGAUGAAGGAAGGUGUUGCUCCAAAUAUUUUCACGUAUACAAGCCUUAUAAGUGGACUCUGUCGUGAAGGUAGCUUUCAUAGAGCGUGGUUUUUGUUCAAAGAUAUGGUUAAGAACGGAUUGGUUCCUGAUAGGAUUGUUUAUACAUCCCUGAUAUCAGGUUAUUGUAAGCAUAAGAAUAUGAUGAAAGCAGAGGAAGUUAUUAGAACAAUGCAGGAAAAUGGUUUAUCAGCAGAUGUUUAUUUAUACAAUUGCCUGAUUGAUGGAUACAGUAAUCUGUUUCUAAUGGAUGCUGCUAUAUUAAAAAUGGAUAGAAUGAUCCAAUGUGGUCUUGUCCCUGAUGUUGUCACUUAUACUAUUCUCAUUAAUGGAUACUGCAGGAUGGGUGAUAAAGAUAAAGCACAGAAUAUGUUUAUGUUAAUGUUGAAACAAGGGAUAUUACCAGAUACUCUGUGUUAUUUGUCAUUAGGCUUGGAUAAUUGCUUAGAGGAUAAAGGUUGAGUGCUGAAAGGAUUUUUUUCUUUGGCUGCUACUGUCAAAUGAUUGCGUACUUCUCCAUCAAUCUUCUCCAGCUAUUCAUGCAUUGAUUCACUCGUAAGUUCAUCUCUUUAUUUUUACUGGCUCAAAUAGAAGCUAUGUUGGUAUAAAAGUUUAAGGGAUAUGAUAUUAGUGAGUUGACUUACACAUGCGCCAUUGUGUAUUACAAGCCAAACCCGACUAAGGUCAAAGUCAGCAGCGGGCAUUGAGGUAAAUUUAACGUGGAUCAACUAUAAUCGAAGUUGCUUAAACUUUGUAAAUGUGAGCUAGGUGUCAAAGCUUUGAAGAAAGGAGGGCAACGCAGUUAAUUCAAUUGAAAACUGUGAUGAGGACCAAUGGAUGCAACAAUGCACAAAUUAGAUGUGGAAGAGUAGAAUUUUGCUGAAGACAACGGACUGCAGCAGGCCAGGGGACUAAUGCAUUAAAUUAUCGGAAUUUUUUUUGCUGGAGUGAAAACUAUCAGAAAUUGACAUCAUUGAGCAUCCAUGCUGUGGUUGAUUUGGGCUUCUAUUAAGCUUUUUCAGCAAAUACUACAAAUCAGCUCACCAUGCAGUAUCUUUGAAGGACGAUUGGUGAUGAAUAUGGAAUAUAGCGUGGGCCCGGUGAACUGAGGAGCAUUGAAUGCAGGAAUGUGUUGUCUGGAUGGAAUGAGGUUUGGAUUCUGGAACAAGAGGAGCUGCAGAAGUUGGAGGAUAUUCUUACAAUGAUUGUUGAUGAUGGUGCAAUCACAUGAUAGAAUGGAUGGCGACAGCUUGUAUAUUUCAUGGUAAUGUGUAAAUUAAAUAAAUGAUUUUUGUUGAGAUUGUGUGCAAAAUGUCAACCUUAAUAUAAAUAUAACGUUAUAUUGUUUCA